AUGAACGACCCUGGUCUAGACGAGCCGAUUGCUGGGAAUGCCGAGGAUGUGGAGAAUAUAGAGCGUGAUGAGGAGGAGGCGGAGGAGGAUGAGGAGAGUGAUUAUCUUCAGCCUGCGUAUGUUGAGUAUCUCCUUUUUUGUUCCUUUUCUUCUUGUGGUCUUUUGUUUUUAUAUCAGUGUUUACGGUGUUUUUAUGAAUGUGGUUGAGCGAUGUUUGCAUGAUUCGUACGAAGUCGUACUGUACCAUUCCUUGUUACAGGAUUUCCAUAAGUUUGAAGUAUCGGUGAGGAAGCCCUACAAUAUUUACAUCGCAUUAUUGGGUUUCACUGGACUUCCUGAGCUGUUUUCCAUUACCGAAAUAGUUUUGUGGCAGUCUUUACUUUAUACUCGUCAACUUUAUCUCUACUUGAACCUUCCUCAUAUGAGCCAAACUAAGAAACAAACAGAAUAUGGUGGUUCACAAGCACAGCAUUCCCACUCAUGGCCGGUACAUUCGGACCCAUGGCCUCAGCAUUCUCAAUAUGCUCCUUAGCCGUACACUGGAGAGUAGAAAUCCCACCAGGGAAAACCGAAGCAGAUGGUCUUGAAGUACCAGACCCUUCAUGGCAAGUACCAAGCUGUAUCCAUAACUUUCAAACAUACGACUAA
Messenger RNA from Hymenoscyphus albidus, 648 nucleotides. The record is from the annotation of a GenBank genome assembly. NCBI's taxonomy places the organism in Eukaryota, Fungi, Ascomycota, Leotiomycetes, Helotiales, Helotiaceae.